CUCUAAUCUAACCAUUGCGAUGAAACAACUUCAUAGAUUGCGAUAAAGCUGAAUAUAUAUAUUGUGUAAUGAAUGACUCAAAAUGACUCUCCUUUCAAACCUCUGAAGCCGGCCAGCAACAACAAGAAGACGAACAAAAACACCUCUCUAUCUCUCAGUCCUCUCUGCUCCUCUGUUUCAAUCCAAUCUUCGAUUCAAUACCCCCAUAUUUGACUUUUUCAGGGGUAAAUCAGGGAACAUCUAUCGUCCACCGACCAAAAUUCUAUCCUUUUUUCCGAUUCUUUGAAGGGGGGUCGAUCUGAUUUUGAGUUCAAUUGCGUUUGUUUGAUCUAUAAUUUGGUGGGUUGUUGUGAAAGAUCGGUUUUGAUUUCUGGGUUCUAUCCAAAUGGUCUGUUUCCAUAGCUCUGUUCCGGUUGAUCAACAGAUGGGUAUGGCUAAAUCUGUGAAUUCAACCGACCCUUGUUCGAAAUUGAGGAAUAAGAAGAUACCCAAUUCGCCGAAUCAAUCGAGUAUCCCAGCUUGCCAACAAUCUCGAUCGGCUGCGAUCGAUGUGUUGAUCUUGAUCGCAGUGAUUGGUGCUUUGGGGUUUCUAAUAUUCCCCUCUAUAAAGCUUUUAAUAUUUAAUAGUGUUGAAAUUGUUGAAACAAUGGUUUAUGUGGUGAGAGAGGAGGUUUCAGAGGAUCCAAUUAUUUAUGGGUGUUUAGGACUCAGCAUUUUAUGUGCAGUGAUGGCUGUUUUGGCAAUUGCAGUGUGCAUGAGUAGGAAAUGUGGUAAGCCCAAUUGUCGUGGGCUACGUAAGGCGGCAGAAUUCGAUAUCCAGCUUGAGACAGAGGAGUGUGUGAAGAAUUCGACUAGUAUGUCAAAAGAUGGAGUAAAGAAAGGCUUAUUUGAAUUGCCACGCGAUCACCAUCGAGAAUUGGAAGCUGAGCUUAAGAAGAUGGCACCCCCUAAUGGAAGAGCUGUUCUCGUGUUUCGAUCAAGGUGUGGUUGCUCUGUCGGAAAAAUGGAAGUUCCGGGACCAAAGAAGACUCGAAAGGUUAAGAAAUAGUGUCCAUCUUCUUGUUACUUUUCAUAUGAAGCAUAUUCGAAUCAGGACUAGAUAUAAUGCACAGAGAGGAAUGCCUUUUCGGAUCAAUCUUCUUUGAACUAUAUAUUAUUGUCUUUAAAUAAGCUCAUGGGAAUAAAUUGUAAGGAUUAUUAAUAUAUAUGUUGGCUGCUAGAAAUAUAAGAAUCAUUCCUUUCACAAACAA
Molecule: messenger RNA, 1250 nt
Organism: Camellia sinensis
Lineage: Eukaryota; Viridiplantae; Streptophyta; Magnoliopsida; Ericales; Theaceae
Source: RefSeq, a predicted model, not a curated record